This is a messenger RNA of Acyrthosiphon pisum (pea aphid), 399 nucleotides long. Its product is annotated as putative inhibitor of apoptosis. Bases 1 to 399 code for a protein of 132 amino acids. Gene Ontology annotation, biological process: regulation of cell cycle. Gene Ontology annotation, cellular component: cytoplasm; nucleus. Lineage: Eukaryota; Metazoa; Arthropoda; Insecta; Hemiptera; Aphididae. The transcript has a single exon. The record is from RefSeq and is a predicted model, not a curated record.
AUGAACUUUCAAAAAUUCCUCAAUGAUUUUGAAUCCUUAGUUUAUCGUAUUCGAAGUAAUCCGACCGUGGUUCAUCCAAAAUUGUCUUCGUUUUCAUCAAGAUUUAAAACAUUCAAAUUAUUCCCAUCAAAUACUUCUCAAAAUAAAUAUACAUUGUCCGAAUGUGGUUUAAAAUAUUCAGGAGUGGAUGAUGUCGUGGAAUGCUUUUGUUGUGGUCUUAUUCUUCAUAAUUGGGAAAGGUUGGACAAUCCAUGGAUUGAACAUUGCAGAUUCAGCCCAAGAUGUUUAUAUGUGUUAUUAAUGAAGGGUAAUCAGUAUGUUCAAACCAUAUUAAGUAAAUAUUGUAAAACCGAACGUAUUUGUAAUUGCGAAACUGAGUCAUACGACAACGUUUGUUAA